This is a messenger RNA of Fusarium odoratissimum NRRL 54006, 3016 nucleotides long. RefSeq lists its product as uncharacterized. Lineage: Eukaryota; Fungi; Ascomycota; Sordariomycetes; Hypocreales; Nectriaceae. The record is from RefSeq and is a predicted model, not a curated record. Gene Ontology annotation, biological process: mRNA export from nucleus; regulation of DNA-templated transcription elongation. The transcript is spliced from 4 exons. Bases 908 to 2791 code for a protein of 627 amino acids. Gene Ontology annotation, cellular component: THO complex part of transcription export complex.
CUUUAGCGUUGCUCCACGACGUCUCAGCCUUCUCGCUUCAAACAUCUAAUCCAAUCGCAACUGCGUGCCCAUUCAUCAUCUUGAUCAAAGAAAAUAGAGCCUCCCUUUUUUUGCUCAUACCGACAAAUCAUUCUCAGCGUCUACGACAUAUCUAAGAACUACCUUGCGAUUCGAUCUUUGCAACGUGGCGCAUAAAUACAACCAUUAGUAUCCUUCACUUCAUGAUAGCCUCAACGAACUUUCAUCCACAACGACUACUCUAGUCGCGCAUCAUGGCAGCGCAAGAGAUAGACAAUCCAGCUGCACCGGCGAUCGCAGCUUUCACGACUCUGCUAGAAGAAUUCCUUUCCCAAGCAGAGACCGCCAAGCCAACAUCAGCGAUUGAGCCAGCGUUGCGCAAGUCCGAUUUCGACGACCUCUCAGGCCGAGUAUCCAGAACCGCGGACGAUGUUUCCAGCCCAGCUGCUGAAGGUGCUGCGUCAACGAUCGACAAAGGGCGACAGUUUGCUAUAAUAGAAACUGCCGCUCGUAACAUAUUCAGUCAACUCAUUGUAAACCCCGACUCUCCCAUGCGAUCCGCGCCUUGCGCUGACCAAAAUAGGCGACAACCACCAUCGAUUCUCCCGACUAUGUCAAGGUGUGGAACCUCCUCGAUAUCCUGUCGAUUCUUUCCGACGAUGGACAAUGUGAUCCCGCGCUGUUGUUCUGGCUAGCAGAGGAACUACUGGACAGUCAAACUAUUGCUGGCUGUCGUAAGAUCUUUGAUUUCCUUGAGUCGAGGAGAGAACGAAUCACAGCAAACCAUUUCAAACAAAAGCAAUUGAUUAUUCUUCGAACAUGCAAUGAAUUACUACGCCGACUAUCUCGUGCAGAAGAUACUGCUUUCUGCGGUCGCGUUUUCAUCUUCAUGUUCCAAAGCUUUCCUCUGGGCGACAAGAGUUCUGUGAACCUACGAGGCGAAUACCAUGUCGAGAAUGUCACGACCUACGAGGCGACGCGGGCAGAGGAUGAAUCUAAGAUGGUUGUGGACGAGCCAGAAGAGCAACUAAAGGAGCAAGCAGAGUCAAAGUCCACACCCAAGUCAGCCGAUGCCAAAAAGGCAGACAAAGAGAAGCCCCUAUCGACAGACGAGCUUUAUCCACUAUUCUGGUCCCUUCAGGAAUACUUCAGUCAACCCAAAAAGCUUUUUGAGACUACCAAUCUGACGUCUUUCAAAGAGGGUCUAGCAGCCACAAUGAAAGUCUUUCAAACAGUCCACAACGAUUCAAGACGAAGCCUCAAACGAAAACGAGAGAGUGGAGAAGAAGAUGAGAGUUCUAACACAUUCAAUCCCAAAUAUCUCACUAGUAAAGAUUUAUUCGACUUGGAGAUCAGUGAUUUGUCUUUCCGACGACAUAUUCUUGUGCAAGCUCUCAUCAUCAUGGAUUUCCUCAUCUCACUAUCCAUCCAAGCACGAGAGCGACUUACAGAAGCUCUCCCCGUCAAUGCCAGCGUAAAUAAGGCCGUCAUGUACAGUGACCAAGUCCUGAGUGACGAAGACGCUGAAUGGGCUAGUGACAUGAAAAAGACUAUUGCGGACUACCUCCGCCAGGGUGCUGAUGGUCCAUAUUUUUAUCGAAUGGUAGAAACCGUGCUGGCUAGAGACAAGAACUGGGUUCGCUGGAAGAUUGAAGGCUGUCACCCCAUCAAACGAGACCCAGUCUCGCCGGCAUCCUUUCUUGAGGCAAAGGCCAACGUUCAGAAAAUGGCUACCAGCAAGCGGCUAAGGUCGGUCCCUAUGGGCUCUGUCUCCCUGGACUUUCUCAAGGAGGAGGAUGAAGAGACAGCGAUGAGUCGACUCAAAGCCAAGGAGCGCUAUGAGCUACCAGAGCUCGACACGUUCAAACGUAAAAUUGCCGACGACGAUUUUGAGAUGGAUAUGCCAACAAACGACCAAACCAAAGCUGCUGCUAUCGCUGGCAAGGCCAGCAAGAGCUGGAGAGCACUACGAAUCGCAGCGCGCUCAAAACUUGCCGCGCUCGACAAGAUUGAAGAUCCUAAGAAGAUUGAUAUCGUGUUCGAGGAGCUUACAGAAGUGGAUGAUAUCGAGGACACUGCUGAGCCCACAGCAAAUGAAGAAGAUAUGCCCUCCAACCGAGAACCUAUCAUCAUCUCUGGCAUUACAGGCGUAGGCAAGUCAACCAUUAUCAGAAGACUUAUGGAAGAGCGAAAGGGAGUGUUCGCUCCUGUUGUCCGCCAUACCACACGAGAGCCUGUUGAGGGUGAAGUCAACGGCAAGAGUUUCCACUUUGUCAAGCAACAAGAGUUCAACCAGCUACGAGAUGGGGACCGCUUGAUAGAAUCAGGUACUCGGGACGGCGUCGAUUACGGAACCAGUUUCAAGGCCAUCGAGGCUAUCUCAGAGAGUGGCAAAGUGCCAAUAAUCGAACUAGAUAUCGAGGCUGCCCAAUAUGCCAAAGAUAUGGACUUCCAGGCACGCUACGUGCUCAUUACGACGUCUACCCCUGAACUUCUCAAGCAGCGCCUCGAGGCUUCGGGCAAAGAAGAAUCCGCCAUUCAAGAUAUCUUAAAGAAAUUUUCUACAGAACUUGAGUCGAGAAAGGUCGACGAGCUGUUUGACACAUCAAUUGUCGACGACGAUGACGUUGAAGCAGUCAAGGCUAUUGGGAAUUACAUAUAUGGGGAAAGUGAGGGAAAGCAGGGCUUGAGUGAGGACACAGCUAUGAAGGACGAGGAGGAAGAUACCACCAAGGUCGCCGAGACAAAGGAGGCCACGAUGACAGAUGCAUAAUACUGAGAUGGAGCAUGUCGAAAUAACUGUGUGAAUUAUCUGUACUUGUAGACCAGUCUCAGGUGAACUGGCAAUGGGCAAAGCGAUGUUCCCAUAUUUUGUGUGAACUAGUCAUCAACCACAAGCAUUUCACUGUCUCUUGCGCUGUCAAAGAGGCAGAGCACAUCAGAAACAUCAGGUUUCGGGUAAAAGACCAACAAUAGAAUUAAGCUAUCUGAGCAUCAA